Molecule: messenger RNA, 726 nt
Organism: Stylonychia lemnae
Lineage: Eukaryota; Ciliophora; Spirotrichea; Sporadotrichida; Oxytrichidae
Source: the annotation of a GenBank genome assembly
AUGUUCCAAUAAAACAUAAAACCCUAACCAGAUCCACAAUAAAAUGUUGGCAUCUUAGACCUCAGACUCGUCAGAGCUGAGCUAUUCAGAGAUACUGAAAUCAUCGGGUAAGUACAAAAUAAAAGAUAAAAUUUUCAAAGGAAAAUGGAUCCCUAUGUUUCGAUUGAGUACUCAGGAUAGAAAUUCAGAUCAGCAACCUAGAAGGAUGCCGGAAAGCACCCAGUUUGGGAUCAACUAUUCUAAAUGCAAGUUAUUAACUUGAAUGAUGAGUUAAUGAUCAAAGUUUAUGAUGAAAACCUAGGCACUGAUGACCUGAUUGGAAUGGCUAUUAUCAAAGUAUCCUAACUGUGCCAAAAUAAAGGAUUCUAAGAGCAAUGCUUCACAUUGAUGUUCAAGGAUAAGUAAGCCGGAAAAAUCUUACUUGAGAGUAGAUAUUCAAACAAUCAGCCACCGUUCUAAGGAAUGCCACUUUAAAGUUAAGGAAUCUCAACUUAGCAAGUGCCUUUACCUUCAUAAGCUUUUGCUGGUAGUGCCUACGAGCAAUAGAAGUUCUAGUAUAACCCAACUACUGGACAACAAUAGCAGCCACAAUUCUAUCAAACAGCAUAUGACCCUAAUAAUCCUCUAUAGUAAUAGCAGUAAAACCCAGCACUCUCAAAGAAUGUUCCAUAUCAGAGCAAUCUGCCUCAGCAAUAGCAAUAAAUUUACAGAGAUCAGCAAUUCUGA